Molecule: messenger RNA, 1361 nt
Organism: Quercus lobata
Lineage: Eukaryota; Viridiplantae; Streptophyta; Magnoliopsida; Fagales; Fagaceae
Product: PPPDE putative thiol peptidase family protein
Exons: 5
Coding region: 260-1066 (268 amino acids)
Biological process (GO): protein modification by small protein removal
Molecular function (GO): peptidase activity
Source: RefSeq, a predicted model, not a curated record
AGAGAAUCUAGAGGCAGCCCCUUCCCCUUCCCCUUCCUAUAUCGCUAUAAAUGGGGAUCACCUUUCCAACCCCCACCGCUCCUACCUAACCUUUUUAUAACAAAUUGUUUUCACGCCUACCCUCUCAUUUCACUUUAUAUUUCCUUUCUCUUUUUUUUUUUUCUCUCUCUCUCUCUCUUUCAGCUCAGGUCGCUCAUCUUCAUUCAUUAUUUGAUUUGACAUAUAUAUACACACACACAUAUAUUAUUGGAUUCUGGGGAUGGCCGAGGAGGGUUACAAGGUUAAUUUGAAUGUGUAUGACCUAAGCCAAGGACUAGCCAGACAGCUUUCCACCUCUUUUUUGGGGAAGCCUAUUGAGGGUAUAUGGCACACAGGAGUCGUUGUUUAUGGUAAUGAAUAUUACUUUGGAGGAGGCAUUCAACAUGCUCCUGCUGGAUCGACACCAUAUGGUACACCUUUUCGGGUGGUAGAUUUGGGAGUCACGCAUGUCCCAAAGGAUGUCUUUGAAAUGUAUCUGCAGGAAAUUAGCCCUCGGUAUACAGCUGAAACAUAUAGCUUGCUCACACACAAUUGCAAUAACUUCAGCAAUGAGGUUGCUCAGUUUUUGGUGGGUACAACCAUUCCAGACUACAUUCUGCAGCUGCCUAAUGAAGUUAUGAGUAGUCCAAUGGGUGCUCUUAUAUUGCCCAUGAUACAAAAUCUGGAGACAACAUUAAAAGCUGGUGCUGUCCCUCAAGUUCCACAAUUUAGACCCGCAAUGGCCCAGCCUUUGCAACCAGUGACCACUGCAAAAUCUGAAGCACCAACCAAGUCUGAGGAUCCAAAGACAACGAAAAAUGCAGUCCCAGCUGCUGUCAAUCCUGCAGGAGAACAGAAAUUAGUAGUCAAUGGGGUUGUAGGAGACCCUCUCGGGAAUGCUCGGAGCAAGGUGCAGGAGGAGAUCUGCAAUGAAUUUGCUGCAAUCAUGGCUACUGGGUCAUUGCGUGCAAGUGAGGCCGCAGCUCUUGCAACAAGAAGAGUUAUGCAAAGAUAUGGGAAUACAAGUUCUGCAGUGCCACAGAGUUGAAAGUUUAGAAUAAUGAGAGGUGAUUCUUUUUAGGGUGGUUGCAACUUUUAACUGUUAUUUGUCGAGUGUGGGUCUUUUAAGGAAGACCCAUCAUCUGGAUUGAUGAUUUAUAAUGUAACUGUAGGGCUCUAAUUUAAGCUUUGCUUUUACUGACCCACUGGGCACUGGCAUACGACACUAGUAAGCUUGAGGGGAUAUUGAUUUUUUAUUUAUUAAAAUUGUAGAUUGCACCCCUCAAUAAUGGACCAUAUUGAUUUCCUCUUUAAAAUAAAUUUAGUUAUGGAUUCUGUUGUUA